Molecule: messenger RNA, 1446 nt
Organism: Capsicum annuum
Lineage: Eukaryota; Viridiplantae; Streptophyta; Magnoliopsida; Solanales; Solanaceae
Product: zinc finger protein ZAT3-like
Exons: 1
Coding region: 153-1166 (337 amino acids)
Source: RefSeq, a predicted model, not a curated record
GAUCACGCCCUAUUAAUAAGGAUCCUUUUUAUCCUGGACAAAAAGUAAAGGGUAAAAUUGGAACACGCUGGUAAAAAGUAAUCUUGGAACCGCUCCUACGCAACCGUUGUCUUCUCUCUCACAAAAAAACUGUCUCUACAUAUAGAAAAUUUAUGCCAUUUCUUCAACUUUUUCGGCCAAUUUUAGUUAUGGAAAAUCAUCCUAGCACUAGUAAUGCUACUUCCCAUUGUUAUUUUUCCAACAAUUUUGUUCUUGAUGAACCCCAUGAAGAACAAGAAGAAAAACCAUCAAUUACAUUGCCCAUUUUUGACGACUCUAGUAGUACUCCACAUGUCCCAUCAGUCGAUAAUUUGGUAAUGUACAACCAACCCCACAAAAAUCCAAAAAGGAAAAGAAGUAGAUUCUUGAAAAUUUCUACAAGCCCUACUCGUUCUUCUUCUUAUGAUGCUGCUGUUGGGGUUAGUAAGCCUAAGAUUACCAAAAAGCCACCAGACCCAAGUGCCCCCAAAAUUACUAGGCCAUGUACUGAAUGUGGUAAGAAGUUUUGGUCAUGGAAGGCACUUUUUGGUCAUAUGCGUUGUCAUCCUGAACGUCAAUGGCGUGGCAUUAACCCUCCUCCUAAUUUCAGGCAUAAUGAUAAUGUUGAUGAUUCUCCUAAUCCUAGCCCUAGAAAAAACCCCAAAUCACUUGAUCAUUUGAUCAUGACUGACGAAGACCGCGAAAUUGCGGAGUCGUUGUUGCAAUUGGCUAAUGGAUUAUCAAAACCUGAUGACAUUGUAAACAAUGACAAACCCCCUGAUGAUGAAAAUGUUGUGAAGGACAUGAGGAAAAUUGUUGUUGCAUCGGAUCAAGAGCCUUGUACUUCAUCAGGAGGAGGAGGAGGAGGAGUGAAGGAUUCAGGUCGAUUCGAGUGUUCGGGUUGUAAGAAGGUGUUUGGAUCACAUCAGGCAUUAGGUGGACACAGGGCAAGUCACAAAAAUGUGAAGGGUUGUUAUGCAUCAGGUUCAAUUUCAGGUUCAGGAUUAACACAAGCUGUUACUACUAAUUUGGAUCUUAAUUUUCCUCCGCCUGAUACAUUAAUCUCAGGUGAAGAUCAGUACGAUUCUUCGUCCUCCUAUUCUUCUACGUAUUCGGCCACUGGAUUGGACUUAAGGUUGAGGCUAUAAGGAGUUCAGUAUUAUAUUUCUACAUGCAUAUUAUAGCUAUAUAGUCAUGCAUAAGGUGUAUAGAUAGUUAACUUGGGAUAUAAUUGCCAUAUUGUAGAAGCUGUUAAAUGGUAGUAAUAGUAGUAUUUUUGUAGUGUACUUUCAGGAUUGACUAAUUCAUUGCUCCAAAUUUUGGGGAUAAAUGAAUUUACAGUACUUGUGAUGUAUGCAAUACACAUUUGUAGUCACUAGUGAUAAUAAUAAUACUCCUCAGCUACUCGCUGCUGCCUGGUGUUGUUCA